GGGAGGUGGGAAUCGCAGCCCUGGACUUGAGAACAGCCUCUUUGAGUCUUUGUCAGUUCAUAGAAACCAGCCGCUCUUAUCAACCUACGAUGGCAUUGUUGCAGUACUACGCACCCACUGUGAUUAUCACUGUCAAAACUGCUUCCGCAGGACCUGGUCUUGUAUGUGCGGAUUCUGCAGCCGCAGCAGCCGCGCCCCCCGCUUUGUCCGACCUAAACUGGCAGAUGAAGGCGAGUCAACUAGUGGACCACGGUUGUUUCUCCCAAGCGAGGAAGGAGAGACUGGCAAGGGUGUGUUUUGAUGACUCCAGAGGGUUGACUUUCGUAAAGAACUAUGCGAACAGAGUCUCCAGCUCAGUCAAUCUGGAUGGUCAGCAUGCGAAACAGUACUAUCUGAGUUAUGGUGCUGCAGCUGCUAUCUUCAAGUGGGUGGACUCAGAAUUGGAGGUGGUGGUGAUGCAUAACUCUCUUAAGGUGUCGGUCUUUAGUCCCUCGUCUUGCUUGUCCAUCGAUGCGACAAGCGCUCAGAACUUGGAACUGGUGCAGCCGCUGGCAUCUGCUUCGGCACGGGAUUGCAAGCCGGGGGUUGGCGCAAAGGUGGGCGGUGUGGGUUCUGUGUUUAGCGUUCUGAAAAACACGAGGACCACCGGAGGGACGCGACUCCUUCGCGCGAGCCUUCUCCAACCCCUCAGAGCCAAAGCCACCCUCAAGUCCCGACUCGAUUGCAUUGACGAGCUUACCGUUCAAGAGUCGAUGUUCUUCGCACUUCAGCGCAUACUGCAGAAAUUCCCUAAGGAUGUUGACCGAGUCGCUGCGCUUUUCGCAUUCAAAUCGAGGAAGUUUGUGGGAGUGGCUGCCGCAUCUUCCUCUUCAUGUCGUCAGUCCAGAAGCAUGGGGGGGAAGGUAUCCUCCCUCAUCUCUGCCAUCAUCAUGCUGCAUGACGCCUUGGCCCUUCUGCCUGAGCUCGGCGAUUCACUCCGUGGUGCGAAAAGCUCUCUCCUGCAGGAAGUUUUCUCCGAUGUCUGUUCGAACCCCGAAGCGGAGGCUCUUCGUGCACAGAUUUGUCUUGUUCUUUCUCCGGAUGUGUUGUUGGGACACGGCUCUGCAAUCGCGAAGCGCAAUCCUUGCCUUGUCGUGAAUGCCGGUGUCGAUGGGUUGUUGGACGUUGCUCGUCAUGCGCUCGACACCACAACGGAAGCGAUAUUUGCGCUUGGGAAGCGAUACAGUGACAAUCUGAACCUUCCCGGCUUGAAACUGCCCUUGAGUGUCAGCAGGGGCUUCUACUUGAGCAUCCCCAUCGCCGAUCUGCAGGACGGGUCCCGCGAUCUUCCGCCUGAGUUCAUCCAAGUCACUACAAGCCGGAAAAUGAUCAAUUGCUCGAGCCAGGAACUCAUUUCGCUCAAUGAGAGGAGGGGGGACUUCUUCACCCAAUGCUGCCGACAGACGGAACGUGCUCUUGAAGAGCUGUGUGACGUUGUCCGUGGGUCCUUGGGGUUUCUCCAGGCUCUGUCGGAAUCGAUUUCCUUGCUGGAUAUGAUGGUUAACGCUUUUGCUCAUCUUGCUAAUGCCGCUGAUGAGAAUGCACCCUACACAAGACCGGAGUUUAAUGACGAUGCUAAGAUCGUUAUCGAAGCAGGCAGACAUCCUGUGACCGAACGGGUCACUCCGGGCGCCGCUUUUGUGCCGAACAGCAUAACGCUGUCGGAGUCAGCGAGCCUGGUUGUUCUUAUGGGACCGAAUAUGAGUGGAAAGAGCACGCUUCUGCGCCAGGUGGCGCUCGCGGCGAUCCUAGCGCACAUGGGCUGCUUCGUACCCGCUCAAGCUGCCUCCUUUCCGAUCCUGGACCGAGUGCUGACCCGCAUAGGCACAGGUGAUGACAUCGAGUCAAACUCCAGCACAUUCAUGACAGAGAUGAGAGAGAUGGCAUUCAUCGGACAGAAUGCGACUCCUAGGAGUCUCGUUCUCAUCGAUGAGCUCGGCAGAGGGACGGCAACAGAGGAUGGCUUCGCAAUAGCCUUCAGUUCUGCUGAGUUCCUGCUUCAGACGAAAGCGUUCACAAUCUUUGCCACGCACAUGCCGCGGAUGGCAGAACUUGCGCGCCUCUACGCAGAAGCGCGCGUGCUCCACAUGGAAGUUGAAGCAGAGAGCAAUUACCUCAGGUUCAAACAUGUACUUAAGCAGGGUUCAAUUCAGUUCGACCACUAUGGUCUGCAGCUGGCGAAGACGGCAGGCAUUCCUGAUUCGGUGAUCGAGACGGCAACGGCAAUAACACAGAAGCUCGAUGAAAAGGAGAUGCAAAAGCAGCAGCCUGAGAAUGCACAAGGUGGCCGCAGCACAUCCGGCUCGGGUUCCGAGUCUCCUCACUUGCAGCAGGCGAAGCAGUACACGGACCUGAAGGAGGAUGCGCAAAGAGACAUGUGGCUUAUGCAGCAAUUGACGCAAUUGAAACAGACUGCAAAUUCUUUGCCUAUUGAGCAGGUCCUUCAGUCUAUGGAAUGCUUGAGAGAGAAGUAUCUGGCCUACAACGGCGAGACCGAUCUUCAUUCCAAGGUGAGGCGGGUCUGACACAUCUGUGAUAAUUUACUUCUUCUUCCUUUUUUCAACAAAAACUUCAAAAAGGG
Molecule: messenger RNA, 2620 nt
Organism: Chara braunii
Lineage: Eukaryota; Viridiplantae; Streptophyta; Charophyceae; Charales; Characeae
Source: the annotation of a GenBank genome assembly